Molecule: messenger RNA, 175 nt
Organism: Dentiscutata erythropus
Lineage: Eukaryota; Fungi; Glomeromycota; Glomeromycetes; Diversisporales; Gigasporaceae
Source: the annotation of a GenBank genome assembly
AUGCAUGGUGAAUCAUAUAAAGCUAAUAUUUACGAGGACCUUAAAUUUAUUGACCAUACCGUGGUAACUACAAAUUUGCAUGAAAGCUCUAAAGAAGUUGCUUUAUUACUAUUCGAAUCGUGGAGGAAUGAUGAUUUAGAACUUGUGCAAUUUAAAGGUGGAAUCACUAAUAAAC